Messenger RNA from Paramecium pentaurelia, 1554 nucleotides. NCBI's taxonomy places the organism in Eukaryota, Ciliophora, Oligohymenophorea, Peniculida, Parameciidae. The record is from the annotation of a GenBank genome assembly.
UAAUGAUUCGAUUUGGAAAAUCACCAUAACAUAUUUAAAAGAACCCAAAAAAACCAGAUAAUUUAGAAAUUCUUACUUUAUUAGAUAAUUGUACAUGUAAUUAAUAUAUUAUAAAUUAGUAAUUUUUAAGGAUGAUAGAAUAGCAUUAAGAAAUAUGGUAAAAGAAGGUAAUCAAGAUGUUAUAGCAAUACUGAAUCACUAUAAAAAGGGCAAUAAUCUUAAAGAUUUAUCAACUGAUUUAAGGAAAUAUCUUAGAAGGAAAGGAGAUAAGGAAAAUGAAAAAGUUCUCACUUGCCAAUCUCCUACAUCAAACAGAAUUUAAAAAGUUUAACAAUUAUAACUUUAACCAUUACAUGAUAGUUAAAAGAAAUCAUGUCCUGAUUUAUGGAAACCUGUUGAAUAACAAUCUCCAAAAACAAUUAAUUUAGGUAAAACUAAUCAAUUUGUUAAUGAUGUUCAAUAUUCAGAAAUUGUACUUUCAGAUAGAAAUCAAAAUGAAUCUAAAGAUAUAGAAUAAACUUAUUUUUAAACUAAUGUCUCUUAAUAAUAUGCAUUUCAUCAACCAACUUAAUUAGACCAUUCUUAAUAAUAGAGCAGUUAAUUAUAAAAUAGUUAACAACAUUAAAUUUAAGAUUAAGAUAUUGAUAUCAAUGAAGAAGAUGAUAUACAAUCUGAAUCUUCAAACGAAAGUAUAUUAAAUUAGAUUUCUCAACCUCCUCCUUUAAUUUAAGAUAUUACUCCAAAAAAUGAAGUAAAACCAUCUUAAUUAUUUCAAAGUGGUCAUUCAACCUAUAUAUAAAUAAAUACUGCCUAAUCUUAUCUUUAACCACUAUUAACAAUCUAAGAUAAAUCACCAAAUCCUCUUAAAUCAUAAGAAACUUAAAAUAAAAUUAUUGUCAAUGAUUCCCAAAAAUAUUAUAGUUUUUACAAUUAUUAAGAUUAUCAAUAAGUAGCUCAACCAUAAUAUAAACAUUUAUUCACACAUUGGCCAUCUCUAUUACAUAAACUAGAUCAACCUGAAUUUGUUCCAAAUUUUAGAGUAGUUCCUUAUAUUAAUGCUACUCCUGAAUAAAUAUUUACUAUUCUCUUUCCAAAUUCAGGUAGAGUCAAAAUUAGUUAUUAUGCAUUUGAAAACUAAUUAAAACAUAAUUUAUUAUAAAUUGAUAGAGACUCUCUCUUUAAAGAAUUAGAUAAGGAUUAAGAUGAUUGGAUAAAUUAUAGUGAAACUGGUGUUAUUCUAGAAGGUUUGUGUUUAUAAGUAGAAUAACCAAAAAAUUGUGUAAAAGUAAUUUUUGAAACUUUGAAAUCUACUCCAACCAUUCCAAAUACUUUAAGUCUUUCAGAUCUUGAACUAUUUGAAAAAAAAACAGAUUUUCAGUUUGCAAGAUAGUAUAUAAUAUAUAUAUAAUUAAGAUUAAUGUAAGAAGUAGAUGGAAAUUAAAAAGGAUAUUUAACUUAUUGGGAUUUAUAUAUGCAUCGUGACAUAUUUCUAAUGGAAAGAUUAUGUUAAAUAGUUUCAUCAAUUACAGGUGCCACUCAUUCACACUAUUGAAA